This is a messenger RNA of Hippocampus comes (tiger tail seahorse), 433 nucleotides long. RefSeq names its product immunoglobulin superfamily DCC subclass member 3-like. The transcript has 3 exons. The record is from RefSeq and is a predicted model, not a curated record. The annotation marks the transcript as partial. Lineage: Eukaryota; Metazoa; Chordata; Actinopteri; Syngnathiformes; Syngnathidae.
AUCCUUCACUGGUUUAUGAGAUAAAUCUGCUGGCAUACAACCAACACGGAGAUGGCAAUGCCACCAUGCGCUUUGUUUCACUACGAGAGGCUUUGGAGAAAUCUGUUUUAGAUGCCUCCUGUGACUGUGUGCAAGACGAACAGAGCAAGACAUCCACCACCGGCAUUAUAAUUGGUAUUCACAUUGGAGUCACCUGCAUCAUCUUCUGCGCUCUCUUCCUCGUCUUCAGCUACCGUGGCAGGUUGAUGAUCUGUAAGGCAGCUCAGGCCACCCCCCAGGCGGCAAACAGCACCGCACUGGAAUACUCUUCUUCCCAGGAGGGCUCUGGCCUGAACGCAGCCACCAGAAGAGAAAUGGAGGUCAAUUGCAGUGCCGGAGGGAACAAAAUGGUUGACAGCAAGGAGCUGGUGAGACUCUUCCCUCAAGCCAACAU